Molecule: messenger RNA, 396 nt
Organism: Drosophila subobscura
Lineage: Eukaryota; Metazoa; Arthropoda; Insecta; Diptera; Drosophilidae
Exons: 2
Coding region: 1-348 (115 amino acids)
Source: RefSeq, a predicted model, not a curated record
AUGCACAAAAUGCGCAAUUAUUCGCAUCUUUGGCAGCAGCUAGUGCCAGUGCUGGUGGUGUUGCUGCUGGCCAGCACCUGCGUCAAGGCCAAGCCGCUGGUCUCCUUUGGCGUCAGCUACCAGCAGCCGCAGCCCUACGUGGGACCGGGACCCUACUACAGCAGCUACUACGGCGGACCAGGACCAGGAGGACCCUACCAAAGUGGCGGCUACUACUCCAACUCCAACCACUACUACAGCAGUCCGGGAUCGCCCUAUCCCUAUCGGUAUCCCUAUGCCGCAGGACACCGAUACGGAGCCCUCGAUGUGGGAAUCGGCGCCCUGUCGCUAACCCCCUUUCUCCUCUGAGGGAGGGCGAGGAGAUGGUGCGGAAUCAAUCCACAGAGCAAACACAAA